AUGUCGGCCCCACCAUUCCCCAACGAAUACAGAUGUAGGCUAGUUGCGGACUCCGACUCAAAGCCAUGUACCAUUUGCUUCAAGCCCACAAGCACGGUCUUACUCGCCUCAAACAAGGCAGAUCACUUUUACGUGUGCCCCAUGCAUAUGAAAGAUAAGAGCUUUGCCUCACCCAUAAUUCUGGAAGACUACACAAAACUCAUGAGCGAAAAAACCCGGCUCGAGAACGAAGUUCGUUUGGCGAACAGUCUCGCCGAUGCGAACAGGCCAUAUUCCUGGACCAAGCUCAUGUCGAACAUCGGUUGGAGCGACCCUGUUCAGCCCCGGAAGGAGAACUCCGAGGACAAGCCCAAGCUCGACGAUGCGGAAUCCAGUCAAGCGAAGAAGCAGAAGCAAGACACGUACGAGGAGUUGGUGUCGCAGGCAAACAGUCUCAAGACGAAGUUGGCCGAUGUCAAUAGCUCCAUCGCAGGUUUUCAAUUCAAGCACUACGCGCUUGCCAAGGACGUUUACAAGAUGCGAGUUAACAGCUCACUACAGGGAAGAAACCGUGUGCAAAAGCAAAGUCCGGGCGAGGCAAGCAAAAGCGUUGUGUUUCCAUCGGUUCCAAAGUCGGACAUUAGUUGA
Metschnikowia bicuspidata var. bicuspidata NRRL YB-4993 is the source of this 627-nucleotide messenger RNA. RefSeq lists its product as uncharacterized. Gene Ontology annotation, biological process: vacuolar transport. The coding region runs from base 1 to 627 and encodes 208 amino acids. The record is from RefSeq and is a predicted model, not a curated record. Gene Ontology annotation, cellular component: endosome. Lineage: Eukaryota; Fungi; Ascomycota; Pichiomycetes; Serinales; Metschnikowiaceae. The transcript has a single exon.